GACGCCGGGGCAGCAGGCCGUGCUGGGGUAGAUGGUGGAGGAUGCCGCCGUGUGGUGCGCCGUCCACGGGCUCGUCGUCGGAGAUCGCGCCAACCAGAGAUCAGGAACGGUCCCUGCGGUUGGCCUGGUUCACGCUCCAUUCUCGCUGCUUCCAGCGCGUUUUCCGGCAUCGUUCUUCAAUCAAGCAUGCGAGCUGGCUCCUAUCUUCAAUGAGCUCGUGGAUCGUGUCAGCUUGGAUGGGGAGUUCUUGCAAGCUGCUUUGUCUAGAACAAAGCAGGUUGAUGAAUUUACUUCAAGGCUGCUAGAAAUUCAUGAUAAGAUGAUGUCUAUAAAUAAGAAAGAGGAUAUACACUUAGGAUUGCACCGGUCUGACUAUAUGCUGGAUUCCGAAACCAAUUCACUACUUCAAAUUGAGCUCAACACUAUCCCAUCAUCCUUUCCUGGCCUUGGCUCCCUUGUCUUUGAACUUCAAAGGUCAAUUUACUAUCCAUUCUAUGGCAGAAUUUUCAUGUUUUCUUUCAAACUUUCUCUUAUUUUUUCAAUUGUAGUAUGACCUCAUUAUGAAAUGUUUAAGGUUGUACAAAAUGAUAUUCCACCAGAAAGCAUGGAUGCCAUGCGCCCGGUGCAGCAGCACUUGCCAACACGGACAAGCAGUCCAGCCU
Zea mays is the source of this 662-nucleotide messenger RNA. RefSeq names its product glutathione synthetase, chloroplastic-like. Gene Ontology annotation, cellular component: cytosol. The transcript is spliced from 4 exons. Gene Ontology annotation, molecular function: glutathione synthase activity; glutathione binding; ATP binding. Gene Ontology annotation, biological process: glutathione biosynthetic process. The record is from RefSeq and is a predicted model, not a curated record. NCBI's taxonomy places the organism in Eukaryota, Viridiplantae, Streptophyta, Magnoliopsida, Poales, Poaceae. The coding region runs from base 32 to 553 and encodes 173 amino acids.